UUUGAAAAGAAAAGGUUAAAAUCAAAAAUGAAAUUACUGGGAGUUUCAUCCCCUGUCAAAAAUUCCACUGUCAGUUUAGACCUCCUUAACCUAUAUAUGGUAAAUCACAUAUCUUGCCAGAAGAAACCACCUGAAACUGUGAGAAAACCAAUCCACGUGAAUAUGCAUAGAGAUGUAAAAAUGCCCCUAAGAAAGCAUAAUUUAGAACUUCCAAUGACACCUCACUGUGUACCAUCUAACCUCUGCAUUGAUGAUAUAGACAACAGACUAGGCAGCAAGAAAGAACUUGCCCCAGUUCAGUUGUUACAAGUCAUGGACUCAUAUAGAAUGUUUAAACCUCAGUUCAACAGAAUAGAAAAUUGUAGUUUCGCUCAACCAUCUUUUUCAGCAGAAUUAUCUUCUAACAGGAAUAUUACAAAACAAAAUGUCAUUCUCAGAAUAGCACCUAGUCCUCAGAAAGUUGCAUGUGAAAAAAAGCAGAAUGAUCAGCUCAGUAAAGUUAAUUAUUCUAAUUCCUUGGUUUCCAAAUUAAAUGAAAAUCAAGAUGCUCUCAGUCCAACAUAUAAAACAGCACAAUUUAGGUCAUUAUUCGAAAGAUUAAACAGUCCAGGCAAUAGGAAUUUCCUUACUGAAAGACCUGUUGUGGUUAUGGGUGAAGAAUGUGGAAGCAUGGAUGAGCAAAGACAGUCAGACUUCAUUACUGAAAAACAGUCAGUACAACAUAUUUGGGGAGAAAAUAGAAGAGAGCUUUCAAAUUUUUUUGAAAGUGUGAACCAGCCAAAAGCCAGCCUUAUAUCAGAGAAUUGUAACUCUUUUAUUAGUGAAAAUGUCAUCAAUUUAUUAAGCAUAGAUCAACAGAGGAUAAAGAAAACCUUUGACAAGUGUGGUUAUGACAGUAUGGGAGAUAUUUGUGCAAUCACAAGUUCUGAUAAAAAUGAUUCAACUGAUAGAUGCGUUAGAAGAAUUUUUACAGAUCCAGUGUUGACUCUUAGUAAUUCUACUUUUAAUAAAACAAGUUAUCCAGAAAAGUGUCAGCCAAACAAGAGGUAUCAAAAAGAGUACCACAGUAAUGAAAGAAAUACUCUUAGUACAUCUUUUGAAAAGGAUUGUUAUGCAGCCAGCUUUGAAAAAAAAGGAAAAUUUAAAAGUGAUUACCAAGAGAAGACACCACAGAAUGGAAGCCAGAAAUAUCCAGUGAAUCAUAUGGGUAAUAUCUCUUUGGAAGAAUUGCAUUCUAAGCAAUCGUGGGACUUUGGAUUUGGUGAGAUUCUGAUGGAAGAAGGAGGAACCUGUUCUUUAAAAGACAGACCAACAUCUGCUAAGAAAAUCUGUCAGCAUCUUGAUUCUUCACAGAGUAGUCAGUCUACCAGUUACUCUCCAAGGCCAACAGAUAGUUGCUUCAGUUCUAGUUCAGAGAUGCCAUCUGAAGAUGAAGAUCAAAUAUUGCAGCAAAUUGAAGAAUCAAAUAGGAGGUCCAUCAGAAUCAAAGAAACAACUAAUAAUUUUUAUCUAGAAAUGAUGCCAAAAUUUCCAUGUGGUAGGAUUAUUAAGAACAAUGCCAAAAUUCAUAAACAAAAUGAGAAUUGUCACCAGUUCUCAUUGAAAAAUAAGACAGAUCAGAUUCCACAGUCUCAGUGUAAUUCAGCACACAUAUUACAAAACAAAACCAGUAAUAACUGCAUUCUGCAGGUUGCAAGAUGUGAUGCAUGGGUACAAACAGGCUAUGAACCUGCAAUGGAAGAAAAAUUAGAUGCUGCUGUACAGUGUGAUAUAAUUUCAAAAUGUAAAUGUAGAAGUAAUGUGUCUUCUCUUUGUAAUGUUGAAAGGUGCAGUGAAGAUAUUAAGGCAGAUACCACUGGAGGGCAGGAAAUCCUUAAGAACAACUAAUAUUCUAAAAUCUCAGCCUAAGAUUUAGCAUUUCAUUUAAUGUUCAGAAUUUCAUUAACAUAAUAAGGAAAGAGAAUAUAUAGCUAAGC
Leptonychotes weddellii (Weddell seal) is the source of this 1976-nucleotide messenger RNA. The record is from RefSeq and is a predicted model, not a curated record. Lineage: Eukaryota; Metazoa; Chordata; Mammalia; Carnivora; Phocidae.